Molecule: messenger RNA, 2123 nt
Organism: Durio zibethinus
Lineage: Eukaryota; Viridiplantae; Streptophyta; Magnoliopsida; Malvales; Malvaceae
Gene: KOR2
Product: Six-hairpin glycosidases superfamily protein
Biological process (GO): carbohydrate metabolic process
Molecular function (GO): hydrolase activity, hydrolyzing O-glycosyl compounds
Source: RefSeq, a predicted model, not a curated record
UCUCUCUCUCUAACAAAAUAAAAAGGUAAUGAAUGGAAGUUUAUUUAUUGAAUUUCUCCCUCAGAAAGUCCUGUUCCAUUGUCUCUGAAUUCUAUUCCCUUCAUCUCUCUCUCUCUCUCUCUUUCUCUUGUGCCAUGACUUCUAACCUGCAAAUUGAUUGAUCUACGUUUCUUUUCCCAUAAACUGAUUGAUCCAGCUAUAUACACAUAUCUAAACCAAUCAAUCUUGUACAUAUUUGUAGAGAAAAGAGCAAAGAGACAAGUAUGCAAGCCAGGAAUCACUGGGGUGGUUCAUUUGAGAUAAACAAUAAUGAAGAAGCAUCAACAACAGAGAACACGGACUGGGACAGGGCAGCCCUCCACUCUCAGCAGCAAUACCGGUGUCUGGAUGAGACCCAGCAGAGCUGGCUGUUGGAGCCUCAGCAAACCAAGAAGAAGAACCAGUACGUGGACUUUGGUUGCAUCGUUUGUAGCCGCAAGGCCGUCAAGUGGACCCUCAUCUCAAUUUUCUUGGCGUUUCUUGUGAUCGGAGUUCCCAUCAUCAUCGCCAAGUCAUUGCCCAAGCACAAGCCUCGCCCUCCCCUUCCCGAUAAUUACACCCUUGCUCUUCACAAGGCACUUCUUUUCUUCAACGCCCAGAAAUCUGGUAAAUUGCCUAAGAACAAUGGCAUUUACUGGAGAGGAAAUUCAGGGCUAGAUGAUGGCAAAGAAGUGACGGACCUCAAGGGCGGACUGGUUGGAGGGUAUUACGAUGCUGGAGACAACAUAAAGUUCCAUUUUCCCAUGGCAUUUUCCAUGACAAUGCUUAGCUGGAGUCUUAUUGAAUAUAGCCAGAAAUACCAGUCCAUUGGUGAAUACGAUCACAUUCGAGACCUCAUCAAGUGGGGUACAGAUUAUUUGCUCUUAACCUUCAAUUCCUCAGCCACCAAAAUCGAUAAAAUAUACUGCCAGGUUGGCGGAGCUCUGAAUGGUUCAACAACACCAGAUGACCAUUACUGCUGGAUGAGACCAGAAGACAUGGACUAUAAACGGCCUGUCCAAAUUGCAUUUUCGGCGCCGGACCUAGCCGGAGAAAUGGCAGCAGCUUUAGCAGCAGCGUCAAUAGUAUUCCGUGACAAUGAUGAUUACUCCAGGAAGCUCAUUAAAGGUGCUCAAACUGUGUUUGCCUUUGCCAGGGAUGGAGGCAAACGAAGACCUUACUCUCGAGGGAAUCCUUACAUCGAACCCUAUUAUAAUUCCACUGGCUACUACGAUGAGUACAUGUGGGGUUCUGCCUGGUUGUACUAUGCCACCGGAAAUGUUAGCUAUAUUUCAUUGGCAACGAACCCGGGCUUGUCUAAGAACUCCAAGGCACUUUACGAUAUUCCAUCAAACAGGGUACUCAGCUGGGAUAACAAAUUACCAGCAGCCAUGUUGUUGUUAACAAGGUACAGGAUAUUUUUGAAUCCAGGCUACCCUUACGAGGACAUGUUGCAAAUGUAUCACAACGUCACGGCUCUCAACAUGUGUUCUUAUCUUAAAGAAUUCCAUUACUUUAACUGGACUCGAGGAGGAAUGAUCCAACUGAACUCUGGAAAGCCCCAGCCUCUUCAGUAUGUGGCUAAUGCUGCUUUCUUAGCAAAUCUCUUUGCUGAUUAUUUAAAUGCGACCGGUGUGCCGGGGUGGAAUUGUGGUUCUCAGUUUUUCCGAUCAGAGUCUCUUCGGGAUUUUGCAACCUCCCAGGUAGACUACAUUUUGGGUAAAAACCCCAUGAAAAUGAGCUAUGUGGUGGGAUACGGUCAAAAGUUCCCUACACAUGUUCAUCACCGUGGCACAUCAAUACCCCACAACAACAUCAAGUACUCAUGCACAGGCGGAUGGAAGUGGCGUGAUAUCCGAAAUGCCAAUCCUAACAACAUUACAGGAGCCAUGGUCGGCGGCCCUGAUCGCUUUGACAAUUUCAGAGAUGUUCGAACCAAUUAUAACUACACUGAGCCAACAAUGGCUGGUAACGCCGGAUUGAUAGCUGCACUUGCUUCUCUGACGAGCAGUGGUGGCCAGGGCAUUGACAAGAAUUCCAUCUUUUCCGCGGUUCCACCUCUCUAUCCUACAAGUCCGCCCCCCCCUGCUCCUUGGAGGCCAUAA